ACAGCCUGCAGCGCUGUGGACCGUCUGCACAACGCCGUGCUGCGUGGGGCCAACACACGAACCCCUCAGCAUGCAAAAGCUUUAACUUCAAGGUUUCUCCAGGAAGGAUUAUAUUUAAAUAUGAGGGUGAAUCUUUUUUUCUCUUCUUAAUUUUCUGUCCACCCCCCUGAAGCUCUUGGAGGCAGCUUUUAUAUAACUUGCCACCAAGAUGAUUUGGGCUGUUUUCGUGUUCCUGUUUUGCCUUUUGACGCCAGCGGCUGGACACGAAACAUCGCAGCGACUGCCUUUCUUUCACGGCCAUAUUUUUGAGAACUCACCCGCGGCUUCGAAAGUGAACGGACUGAGCAUCCCGGUGAAGCGCAUCAACGCGCAAAAAUGGUGCCCGGUGCCGGGAAUGCACCUCAAAGUAUACGGCGACGGCAGCCAGGAUUUCCGCGCUUUCGCCCACCACAAGCGGGGGAAUAUAUUGUUAAAAACUUCCAGGGUCCUGGACCGGGAGCUGCGCUCAGAAUACCUACUGAGAAUCGCGUUGUGCUGCCACACCUGCGCGCCAGACUCUGCGCUUGUGGAUGUAGCUUCGGUAAAAGUAAACGUUUUGGACACAAACGAUAACGAGCCGACUUUCUGUCAACCAGAAGCCGUGCACAUAACUUUAGACGACACCACUGCUAUUCGAAGUGUUGUUUACAGGGUGAAAGCUGUUGAUGCAGACAGUGGCAAGAACGCAGACUUGACAUACACUUCACUGCCCCAAAAUGGCACUUUUUAUGUCGUCCCCAAGACCGGCCAAGUUUUGCUGCUCGACUCCAUUCUGGGGCUCCAAUCCGCAGUCGAAGUCUCUAUUUUUGCUACGGAUCACGGAUGGCCUGCGCUGAGCAGCAAAUGCGUGGUGAUCACCUUUUCCCCGCGCAGGUGGCUGCAGAACGCGGGUCGAGAGAGGCCCAGGCGCGCGCCGAGAGCGUCACUUCACCCGGCGGCUUUCGUCUCCCUCAACGUGUCUGAAGAUGCCAACAUCGGCUCGGUCAUAACGAGCCUGAGUCCCAACAGGUUCCAAUCGGCCAGCUUUGAUCUCAUCUAUCCGGAUUCACAGGGCUCCCCUGUGUCCGUGGGUCGCGACAGUGGAGAUAUCACCAUCACCAGAAGGCUGGAUAGGGAGUCAGAACCCUUUGUGGAGCUCACUGUUAAGAUUCAGGAUAAACGAGGCCCUGACUGGUACUUGAACAAGGUGAAGCUGACGAUCACUGAUGUCAACGACAACGUCCCUGAGUGGAACAUGAAGCCUUACCCAUACCAGGCUGGAAUGUCCCCUGAUGCCACGGCAGGGACCUUUGUCUAUCAGCUCCGGGCCCUCGAUGGGGAUGAGGGGAGAAGCGGGGAGGUGGAAUAUUUUUUGGCUGAUGGUGGCGAUGGCUGCUUUGCUGUGGACAAGAAGACAGGCCAAGUGGUGACCACAAACCAAAUGCUUCAGAGGGACCGAGAGUACUUAUUAAGUGUAGUGGCAAUUGACGGCUUGGGCGGACGCAGUGCGCCCGCUAUGCUCUCUGUGGUAGCAGGAGCCCGACCGCCGCAGUUUACCAAUACGAGCUACUCCAUCUCCAUACCAGAGAACACGCCUGAAGGACAGCCCUUCCUAGCUGUGCUUGCCAUUUCCUUCCAAAAGCAGCCAAUUAGCUACAGCCUGCUGAUCAAUCCCAGCAGCCUUUUCAGUAUUCAGCAGGAGUCGGGGGAGAUCAGUUUGACCCGGACGCUGGAUUAUGAGAGUGACCAGCGACGCUACCUUCUGAUGGUGCGAGCCAACGAGGAUCAGGGAAGCCUGAGCACAGCUGCAGAGGUUCAAGUACUGAUAACAGAUGAGAACGACUGUGUCCCAGAGUUCCUCCAGUCCAUCUACAGCGUGGAUGGAGUUCCAGAAACGGUAACCACAGCAACAUCUCUGCUGCAGGUGAUGGCCACUGACUGUGACUCUGGGUUAAACGCUGAGCUAACAUAUUACACCCUGAGCCCGGACUUCAGCAUUUCGCCACAUGGAACCAUAUUCCCUGCAGUUCGGUUGGACUACGAGAGGCCGAACCAUCUCUAUGAAUUUGUGGUGAUGGCAGUGGAUGGCGGUGACGGGCCCCACUCCGGCACUGCCACCGUCCGUGUGAGGAUGGUUAAUGUCAACGAUGAAGCCCCAGAAUUCUCCCAGCUUGUAUAUCGAACGUUUGUUUCAGAGGAUGCAGGCCCCAACACCCUUGUCGCCACAGUCCUUGCCAAAGAUCCCGAUAGUGAUGGGAUCAACUACUCCAUAACGGCUGGAAAUGAGGAGGGAAACUUUGUCAUUGACAGCCAGAAAGGAUUGAUUCGACUCCGUUCCGCACCCCUGCCCGAGCUUCAAGGCCUCGAGUACAUCCUGAAUGUAACAGCCACAGAUGACAAUGCAUCGGGCGGGGUGCACCCACUCUCGUCCACUGCACGUGUUAUUGUGGGAGUUGAUGAUGUGAACAACAAUAAACCUAUAUUUGAAGAGUGCCAGCAAUAUCGUGAGCAGGCUUCAGUGCUGGAGAAUCAGCCAACAGGCACUUUUGUGUUACAAGUGCAUGCUGUGGAUGCAGAUGAGGGAGCAAAUGGAAAAGUCAAAUAUGGCUUAAUGCACAGAGACAGCGCCAUGCCUGCCUUCAGAAUUCAUCCAGACUCAGGAGCAAUUGUGACGGCCCAGAGGUUUGACAGGGAGCGCCAAAGAGAGUAUUCUGUUACAGUGACGGCCACUGAUUGGGCCGAGGAGCCGCUCAUUGGAAUCUGUCAGCUCACUGUCCAAAUAGUGGAUGAGAAUGACAAUAGCCCCAAGUUUGAAAACAUGCGCUAUGAGUACUUCUUGAGAGAGGAUACUCUGAUCGGCACCAGUUUCCUGCGUGUGGCAGCUCAUGAUGAUGACUUUGGCACCAAUGCAGCAGUCACUUACUCCAUGUCUACGGAGCAACCAGAAUACCUGAAGGUCAAUGCGCUCACUGGAUGGGUGUAUGUGAACCAGCCAAUAUCACAGAGAAGCUACAUCACACGGGACAUCAGCGCAACUGAUGGAGGGAACAAGAGCACCUCUGUGGAGCUGGCCGUCACUAUCACCAACGUAAAGAAUCAACCUCCACAAUGGGAAGAGGAAAGCUACAGUGUCAUCAUCCCUGAAAACACGGCCAGAGACACACCUAUAGUGACAAUCAAGGCAACUUCUCAGCUUGGUGACCCGAGGGUGACCUACAAUCUGGAGGAUGGAAUGGUCCCGGAAACAAACAUGCCAGUUCGUUUCUACCUCUCCCCCAAUCGGGAAGAUGGCUCUGCCUCCAUCUUGGUGUCUGAGCCUCUGGACUUUGAAGUGACUCCCCUUUUUUCUCUGCGAGUGCGAGCACAGAACGUGGCUGCAGUGCCGCUUGCAGCUUUCACCACAGUUUAUGUGAAUAUCACAGAUGUAAAUGACAACGUGCCAUUCUUUACAUCAUCCAUCUACGAAGCAUCAGUCACAGAGGGGGCGCAAAUAGGAACCUCAGUUCUUCAGGUGUCAGCUCAUGACAAAGACCUAGGUCAUAAUGGAGAGAUCACUUACUCUCUGCUGAGCGACAGCAGUGGUGACCAUCUUUUGUUCAGAAUAGAACCCAAUCUUGGGAUAAUCUACACAGAAGCCAUUUUUGACCGGGAGGCCCGCAGCUCCUAUUUGCUGGAAGUUCAGUCAGUGGAUGGACAAGAAUCUGCUCGGCCUGGCAAGAACAAGCAACCCAACUCAGACACGGCAUAUGUUCGAGUUUUCAUCAGCGACGUCAACGACAACAAACCGGCCUUUGUUCAGAGGCUUUAUGAAGUGGCCGUGGAUGAGGACGCAGAUGUGGGUCUGGCUGUUGUGACUGUCAGUGCUAAUGAUGAAGAUGAAGGGGCCAAUGCCAAGUUGCGCUACCAAAUAACGUCUGGCAACAAAGGUGGUGUUUUUGACAUAGAGCCAGAGGUGGGGACAAUAUUCAUUGCACAGCCACUGGACUAUGAACAGCAGAAGAGGUACAAACUGCUGGUUCUUGCCUCAGAUGGAAAGUGGGAAGAUUAUGCUGCCGCUGUGGUAACAGUGGUAAAUAAGAACGACGAGGCACCAGUGUUCUCCAUGAAUGAAUACUAUGGAUCAGUCACAGAGGAACUUGAUGGGUCUCCGGUCUUUGUGCUACAGGUAACAGCAACUGACCCAGACAAAGAUGCAGACCAGGGGGCAAUACGAUAUUCCAUCCAUGGCCAAGGGACAGAGUCACACUUUAUGAUUAACGACAUUACGGGCGAGAUGUAUGCCCAGCGCACCAUGGACCGAGAAAAGCGUGCUGUCUGGCGCUUUGUCGUCAUGGCAACAGAUGAGGAGGGCGAGGGAUUAACUGGUUUUACGGAUGUUAUUAUCAAUGUGUGGGACAUCAAUGACAACGCACCCACAUUCUCAUGCCUGCCAGAUAAUUGCCUUAGUAGCAUCAGCGAGAACUCGCCUCCUGGAACUUUUGUUGUGGAAAUGACAGCAGUAGACCUUGACGAUGCCGCUGUAGGCCAGAAUGCAAUCCUCACCUACCGAAUUACUGAAAAUGUGCUGAACAUUAACAAUGAAGACCUAUUUUCAAUGGAUUCCAGCACUGGCACAAUAUCAGUGGCAUCUGACGGCUUGGAUCGGGAGUUAGUGGACAGUCAUCGGCUAGUCGUGGAGGCCUGCGAUGGCGGUGGAAUGACAAGCACAGCAACUGCCACCAUUUUCUUAACAGACAUUAAUGACCAUGUACCAAAGUUUCAGGAAGAGAAGUGCGAUGCUCGUGUGCUUGAGAAUGCUGAUGUGGACACUAUCAUCCUGGAGUUGGGUGCCAUUGACCCUGAUGCCGGUUUGUACAGUCAGCUGGCAUUUUCUGUGGUAGAUGGAGACCCAGAACAACAGUUCUAUAUGGUUAGCCAUAGACUGGACCAGAAGGGUGUUCUGAGAUUAAAGAGGAAACUGGACUUUGAGAAACCAGUGGAGCAAAAGUUUAACUUAACCAUCAAAGUAGAAGACUCUGACUUUUCUAGCCUUAUCCAGUGUCUGGUUGAAGUUGAGGAUGUGAAUGAUAAUGCUCCUGUUUUUGCCCAGAGUUCUCAUCUGCUCUCCCCUUUGAACGAAGAUGUAGCUGUAGGAACCACGAUCAUCCAAGUAGUGGCUACCGACUCUGACUCAGGUUCAAAUGGGGAGAUUUUGUACAGUAUUCUUCCUCAGUCUGACUCAUAUGGACAAUUUACAGUGAGUCAAUCUGGUAUUAUUACAGUCGCCCAGCCACUGGACAGAGAGACCGUGGCCAAUUAUGAUUUGGUUGUAAUAGCGAUCGAUCAAGGUAGACCAGCCCUGACCGCCAGUGUCAUUGUCUACUUGCCCCUGCUCGACGUAAAUGACAACGGUCCAGAGCUAGAGACAGUCUACCAUCCUGUGGUGUGGGAAAACAGUCCGGCACCUCAAGUUGUCAUGCUCAACACAAGCUCAACAUUGCUUCAGAUUUUGGACAGAGAUUCCCCAGAGCACGGGCCUCCUUUCCACAUCUCCCUGCCUUCAGUUUAUUCAGCUGACUUCCACCUUCAGGAUCAUGGGAAUGGCUCAGCCACACUCACAGCGCUGCGGAGAUUUGACAGGGAAAGGCAAAGCAAAUUCCUCUUGCCGGUGAUUAUGAUUGACAGUGGAUAUCCACCAAUGACUGCCACAAGUACACUUACUAUAAUCAUUGGUGACCACAAUGAUAAUGCCCAUCAGCCAGGGGAGAAAGAUAUCUACGUGUAUAGCCACAGGGGAAGGACGGAAAAUGUAAUACUGGGGAAGGUAUAUACGCUAGAUCCUGAUGACUGGGACAACAAGACUUACAAUCUCGAGACAAGUGCAGCCAAAUAUUUCAGUGUGAACCAAAGCUCAGGACUGCUGACCAUUCAACCGAACACACCAGUGGGGAGUUACUGGAUGAGUGUUGGGGUGUCUGAUAGCGUGUGGCCCGAUGUCAAAUCUGAAGUUAGAGUUCAUGUGAGGGAUCUGGAGGAAAAGGCAGUUCUAUCAUCUGCCUCACUACGUUUGACCGGCAUAACCCCAAGAGAUUUUAUCGACUCUCAUGUCGAGAGGAAGAGUCGGCUGGAGACACUCUGGGACUUUCUGUCUGAGACCCUGUCUGUCAGACCAGGCAGCAUUAAUAUUUUCAGCAUUGCCGACAGGGGGGAGAAAACACUGGACAUCCAUUUCUAUGUGCUGUCUGAGACAGGCUUCAUGCAUUCAGAGAAGUUACACGGGGCUCUUGCUGCACAUAAAAAGAAGCUGCAGUCACUGCUGUUUGUUAAUGUAAGCCAGGUGCAGGUGGAUGAAUGUGUGCAUGCUGACUGUAAAGCAUCAGGUGGCUGCACCACGCAACUGACCAUCAGCGAGUCGCCGACCCUGCUCGACUCUGGUGCGUUGUCCUUAGUCUCAGUCAAGGUGACGACCUCGGCCGUCUGUGGUUGUACCGCCAGAGAAAUGACUCAUCAAAGCUGCUCCUCCUACUCCAGUAACCCCUGCCUUAACGGGGGAACCUGCAUUGAUGCCCAGAACGGAUACAGGUGUCGAUGCCCUCCUCAACAUGAUGGGCCGGACUGCCAGCAGACAAGACGUAGUUUCCUUGGCAACGGCUACGCCUGGUUUCCUCCCAUAAAGCCGUGUUUUGAUAGCCAUCUAUCUCUGGAGUUCAUGACAGAAGAAGAUGACGGGCUGCUGCUGUAUGCUGGCCCGUUGGCCACGCUUCUGCCUGGAGAUGUUGAAGACUUCAUGGCCAUAGAGCUGAUUGGUGGAUCUCCCAAUCUGAAAAUAAACCAUGGUUCUGGUACACUUGUUCUCCAAUUAUUAAACAGUGCUGGCCUGGCUGACAGACGGUGGCAUCGCCUUGAUGUGAGGAGUAACAGUAAAGAAGUGCGCUUUACUCUGGAUCGAUGUUCCACUGCAAUUGUCAUGGAGACAGAAGGAGUGGACUCUUGGGCAAUGACAGAGGACCGCUCCUCCUGUGAAAUUCGAGGGACAACACCCAACCGGGACAAGUAUCUGAAUGCAAGUCACGUGUUGCAACUCGGAGGUGUCAACAUGAACAUAUUGUAUGAAUAUCCACAGCUACAACACAAACACUACGUUGGAUGUAUUAGAAACCUACGUUUGGACAGCAAGCUUUAUGACCUGGGUUCUCCAGCUGAAUCGGUAAACAGCGUGCCAGGCUGCUCUUUCGCGGAUGACCAUUGCACCAACACAGAGGAACAACAUCAACCUGCCUCCUGCGGCAAGACGGGUCGCUGCAAUGUUGAGUGGGGUCCUGUCAGCUGCCAGUGUGAAUCGGGCUUUACUGGGCCACAGUGUGACCAGCCGGCACCAGAGUUCUCCUUCGAUGGACGCAGCCAGGUUCAGUUCCAGCUGUUAUGGUCCCUGCCUGCGAGACAGAUAAGAGUCGAGGCUGGGAUUCGAACACGUGCCGCCUUCGGCGUUAUCUUCAGUUUGCUCUCUCAGGAACAGAGUGAAUACCUGCGUUUAGAGGUUGUUCAGGGAUUGCUGGCUGUUUUCUACAAUCUCGGAGAUGGAGACUACAACUUAACGCUGCCGUUCCAUCACCUGGAUGACGGCGACUGGCACAAAUUGGAGUUGGAUCGCUUUGGCCGAGAGUUCACCCUGCGCCUGGAUGGGGGCGGUGGGCGUCGAGAGAUAAUGGCUUCGCCUGGGCGGAGUCAGGAGAUCAUUAUUGACCCCUCUGUUGUGAUCCUUGGAAACUCUUUCCCAUCGGGACACAACAGAAGCUUCCUUGGCUGCAUGCGAGACCUGAGAUUAAGUGGUCGAUCCAUUUCCCUCGACAGGAAGCAGCCUUCAGAGGGGCUUCAGGUGGUCUCUUCUCAGGGCGUAUCCCUUGGCUGCUCUUCAGAAGCCUGCAGGAAACAACCCUGCACCCCUCCCCUCGUCUGUGUAGACCUCUGGAGGCAACAUGAGUGCAGGUGCCCUCCAGGUCACAUCACUAAGGAGAGCUCUUCAGGCAAAGCAUGCGUCUAUACACUUUGCGCCAGCCGUCCGUGUCGCUAUGGCACUUGCGUGGCUCAUUCCCCCUCACGUUACACUUGCCGAUGCAACGAAGGAUACCGUGGACGGCACUGCGAGGUGACGCUCGCCAUGUUCCAUAAUGAAGACGGGAAUAGCCUGAGCCUGAGCUCCAUGUUUGCCAUCAGCAUCUGUGUGAUGGCCUUUCUAGUGUUGAUGCUGGGCCUCUUUUUGUACUCCUGCUGGAGGAGACACAAGGGCCUGAAAGAGGGCGUGUACCACGUGUCGGCGCACCACGGCGAGUGGGAGGACAUCCGGGAGAAUGUGCUCAACUACGACGAGGAAGGAGGAGGCGAGCAGGACCAGAAUGCUUUCAACAUGGUGGAGCUGCAGCGUUCCCUCCAUCCGAGCCCAGCACAGUCGCUUCGCUACAGCUAUCCGCAAGGCAUCAUCUCCUGCCCCGAGAAUAAGCCCCCGCAACCGGACAGCAGGAAGGGGCUGUCGAACGGGAACUUGAACGGCAGCGCCAUCAUCGCUCUCCGUCUGGCCGUACCGCCCUCAGAGAGCGAGAUCCUGUCAUCCCCUCUGACACUCCGUCGCUCCAAGAAGGCCCUCUCCUUCUCCAGCCAGGACCUGGCCCGCUACCUGUGCGAGGUCAUCAGAGACAUGGAGGACCCGGAGGAACGCGGCACCAGGACCACACCCCGUCGUCCAUCUGGGAAGGAACGCGGCCUGGCGGCGGUGCGCUCCCUUAGUGCAUCUCAGGGUACAGAUAUGAGGAAUCAGGGCCCCCAGAGCAGCAGGAUGGAUAAGUUCAGAACCCUCCAAGCGAUGGUCAGUGACCUUAGGGGAGACUCCAAGCCUUCGGAGAGCCAGAGAGAUAAAGUGAAGGAGACCAGAGGACAGCUGUACUGCGGGAAGAGUGGAUGAGACACUUGAACAAAAAAAGAAGGUGCAUACAUCCCAAAGUUGCUGAUAAAUCCCAAAGGGAACUGAUGAUGGUGAAUUUGGAUGCUGCAGGCGUCCUGAGUUCUGAGUCAAUUCUAUUCUAAAUGUACUGGAUUGCUGAAAUUUUGAGCUGUGAACUUCUUGGAUAUCAAAUGAACGAACUAAUGUGAUGUAUUGUUUACUUGGCAUUGCACUGUACAGUAAAAACUCUACAGUUAGCACUUUUGGAAGCUGCUUGUGUCAAAAGUAUACUCAACAAAAAAUACUAAUGAAAGAUUUUGUUGAAAGCUUUUGUCUCUGUUACUUGGUUCCUAAAUUUACAACAACAACAACAAA
Messenger RNA from Hippocampus comes (tiger tail seahorse), 9307 nucleotides. RefSeq names its product neural-cadherin-like. The transcript is spliced from 33 exons. Gene Ontology annotation, cellular component: plasma membrane; catenin complex. Gene Ontology annotation, molecular function: calcium ion binding; cadherin binding; beta-catenin binding. The record is from RefSeq and is a predicted model, not a curated record. Lineage: Eukaryota; Metazoa; Chordata; Actinopteri; Syngnathiformes; Syngnathidae. The coding region runs from base 209 to 8953 and encodes 2914 amino acids. Gene Ontology annotation, biological process: multicellular organism development; homophilic cell-cell adhesion; cell migration.